Molecule: messenger RNA, 1828 nt
Organism: Periophthalmus magnuspinnatus
Lineage: Eukaryota; Metazoa; Chordata; Actinopteri; Gobiiformes; Gobiidae
Product: UDP-glucuronosyltransferase 2B31-like
Exons: 2
Coding region: 75-1655 (526 amino acids)
Molecular function (GO): UDP-glycosyltransferase activity
Source: RefSeq, a predicted model, not a curated record
UGGUUCAGCCCUGGUUCAGUUCUGGUUCAGUUCUCUCCUCUCUCACUGACUUUGCAGACAGCACACUACUCAGGAUGCUCCUCGGGCUGCUUCUGUCGCUUCUCUGCACCUGUCUCUGCUCCUGUCCUGUUUCGGGGGGUAAGGUGCUGGUGUUUCCUCUGGACGGGUCUCAUUGGGUGAACAUGAGGGUUCUUUUGGAGGAGCUUCACUCCCGAGGUCAUGAGGUCACGGUGCUCCGCCCCCUGGACACCUGGUACAUAAAGGCGGAGGCUCCAUUCUAUCGCUCCAUCACCAUAAACGCCUCCGCCGGCUUCAGCGAGAAACAAUUCGGCUCAUUCACUGCCAAGAUGGUGCGUUUGCGGCGUGAGGGCGCCUCCAUGUGGACGCGCAUGGCUCUGGAGGUGGAGAUCGUUCAGGCAUUUUAUGAGAUGAACCGACAGAUCGUGCUGAUGCUGGAGCAGAUGUUUGAGAACCAGAAGCUGAUGAAGGAGCUGAGAGACGCGCGCUAUGACCUUAUGCUGACAGACCCGGGCAUCGGGGCAGGCGUGCUGCUAGCGCACAAGCUAAAACUGCCUCUGGUGCUAAACGUGCGCUGGACGGUGCAGGGGGAGGGGCACUUUGCCAUUGCACCUACGCCGCUGUCCUACGUGCCCAUCCCCAUGACUGAAGCCACAGACCACAUGAACUUCCUCCAGCGCCUCAAGAACAUGCUGGUCUUCUUCUUCACGCGGCUUCAGAUUUGGUACGUGACCGACCCAAACUACAAACCCUUUGUGCACAAACACUUUGGUCCUGGGGUGCACUACAUGGAUCUGUUCCAGUCGGCCGACAUCUGGCUCAUGAGGAACGACUUCACCUUUGAGUUCCCUCGUCCGACCAUGCCCAACGUGGUCUACAUGUCGGGCUUCCAGUGCAAAGAGCCCAAAGCUCUGUCCUUGGAGUUGGAGGCGUUUGUGCAGAGCGCCGGAGAACAUGGCGUCAUUGUCAUGACCCUAGGGACACUCGUGGCUGAACUGCCCCAUGACAUCAGCGAGGAGGUGGCAGCUGCGUUCGCUCAGCUGCCUCAGAAGGUCAUCUGGAGACACAAGGGCAGGAGACCGUCCACUCUGGGGAACAACACUCUGCUGGUGGACUGGCUCCCGCAGACGGACCUCCUCGCUCACCCACAGACACGGCUCUUCGUGGCUCACGGUGGAACGAACGGUCUCCAGGAGGCCAUCCACCACGGCGUGCCUCUGGUGGGGCUGCCGCUCAUGUUCGAUCAGCAGGACAACUUCUUCAGGAUGCAGAUGCGAGGAGUGGCCAAAGUGUUAGAUGUUUCCACAGUGAACAGAGACGUGUUCCUGGAGGCUCUGAAGGAGGUUCUGCAUGAACCUUCAUACAGAGAGAACAUGAAGCGUCUCUCAGCUCUGCACCGAGACCAGCCGCUCAAACCGCUGGACCGAGCCAUGUUCUGGAUCGAGUUUGUGAUGAGACACGGAGGAGCCAAACAUCUGGUCACAGAGUCCUACAGACUCUCCAAGGUCCAGUACUACUGCCUGGAUGUAGCCGCAUUCCUGCUAGCGUUAGCCGCUCUGAGCCUGUACGUCUGCACAAAGACACUCAGAGUCCUCUGGGGGGCGCUGUUCUCCAGAAGAAAAUCCAAAACAGACUGAACUCAAUGUGCAGAGGACCAGAACUGACAAAACUAUAGAUAAACACAUGAAUAAACCAAGUGACUUAUUGUUAAAUGUAUUUUUAAAUAAUAAAAAGUGCUGUGUCUUUUUUCAGACACCAACCCAGUUACAGACUGAAGUUCAUCCCACCCACUUAAUUUGCAUAUAGUGAC